Messenger RNA from Antrostomus carolinensis (chuck-will's-widow), 1049 nucleotides. Its product is annotated as fibroblast growth factor 16. The annotation marks the transcript as partial. The transcript is spliced from 2 exons. Lineage: Eukaryota; Metazoa; Chordata; Aves; Caprimulgiformes; Caprimulgidae. The record is from RefSeq and is a predicted model, not a curated record. Gene Ontology annotation, molecular function: growth factor activity.
GCAUUUUGGAGUUUAUUAGCCUGGCAGUGGGGCUGGUGAGCAUCCGUGGGGUGGACUCGGGACUCUACCUCGGCAUGAACGAGAGAGGCGAGCUGUAUGGGUCGAAGAAGCUCACACGGGAGUGCGUUUUCCGAGAGCAGUUUGAAGAGAACUGGUACAACACGUACGCCUCCACCCUCUACAAGCACCCCGACUCGGAGAGGCAUUACUACGUGGCUCUGAACAAGGACGGCUCCCCCCGAGAGGGGUACAGGACUAAGAGACAUCAGAAAUUCACUCAUUUUUUACCCAGGCCUGUGGACCCUGCCAAAAUCCCUGCCACGUACAGAGACCUUUUCCACUACAGGUGAUGUUACCUGCAGCUGCCCCGUCACUGUACAUACUUGGGUUCCCAAGCUUUUUCCCAGAGCACUCUAUGAAUAGUCAUUCCAUCGUUCCUGUAAGUGUAGAUGACAUAGGAAAGCACUUCCACUGAAUUCAGACACUGCUGUUCCUCCUUGUUUCAAGCGCGUAUCAAACCUGGGUUAUUUAUGGGGGUGGGGGUAGGGGACGGGAGGGAACCCUACAUAUAAUCUUUCGUUUUCAUUCACUUUCUUUACCGUUGCUACAAGAGAGACCGAAUAUUCAAUCUUAUGGUUGCUUAAAGGAACAAGCAGGCGAGCAAACCUGAUCACCAGGGUGGGGGAAAAAAACAAAUUAAAAAUGAAGAGAAGGAAAGAAAAACUGCUGCAGGUGCUGCUGCUCAGCUGGGGAUGGUUUCCUGCUAAGGAACAGCCUUUCGAAUGGGACCCUGCUUCAGCAGCCUGGGAGUUUGCUACAUGGAUGAUGCGACAUGGACUGGUCCUGACAUGUGGGGGUUUUUCCUGCUGUUGGGGUGGGAAUGGGGUGAGGAACAUUAUUCAGAUGUAAGCAUGGAUACUGUGCAUAAGGACAAAACUAUUUAUAAAAAUGUAUAUGAUAUUUAUUUUAUAUAUUUAUUUAUUUCAAAAUAAUUUUAUUUUUAAUGAGAGAUGCUAUGACCGGAUUUUCAUCAGGAAGAAUAAGGUCCU